Molecule: messenger RNA, 810 nt
Organism: Camellia sinensis
Lineage: Eukaryota; Viridiplantae; Streptophyta; Magnoliopsida; Ericales; Theaceae
Product: secretory carrier-associated membrane protein-like
Biological process (GO): protein transport
Cellular component (GO): membrane
Source: RefSeq, a predicted model, not a curated record
AUGACAUUCGCAGGCUUGUUAGUGUGCCUUCUAUGGAAUAUUAUAGCAGUUACCGUAGCCUGGAUCAAUGGAGAAGGUCCGACAAUUUGGUUUCUUGUUAUUAUUUACUUCAUAACAGGGGUUCCAGGGGCCUAUGUGUUGUGGUAUCGUCCUCUUUAUCGUGCUAUGAGGACUGAUAGUGCAUUGAAGUUUGGGUGGUUUUUCUUGAGUUACGUGUUCCAUAUUGCCUUCUGCGUCUUUGGACUUCGAAUUUGCAGUGGGAUCACAUUUGCUGUGAGUUGGUUAUUUAUUUUGCAUCCUGUAACUGAUGAAUGUAUUUUCCGAUUGUUUGACAGGGGAAUCUUGCCAGCAAUAGAUGUCAUGGGUGAUCAUACUAUGGUUGGGAUUUUCUACUUUAUUGGAUUUGCAUUUUUCUCCAUCGAGUCACUGAUCAGCAUCUGGGUUAUCCAGGAUGUUUACAUGUACUUCCGUAGCAGUGGCAAAGCAGCAGAGAUGAAGCGUGAGGCUGCAAAAUGGACAAUGAUGGCCAUCAUUUUGAGCCCGGAGCCUAACCCGAGAUCCUGGGCUUGGGUCAGGGCCAUCAUUUUGAAACCCGGCCCGAUCCAUCGGCCUACUUAAGGCUUACUCAAGCCAGGCCCGCCCAACCUGCCCAAGGCCCAGUGUCUUUCUUAGUAGAAAAUAACAAAAUUUAUGUUGUGGUACAUAUGUCCUUUUUGGAAAUUAAUUUGGUUAGUCCUGUAUUAUGUAUGAAAUGAAAUUAUUGACAUUGGAUUAGUCUUGGUUCGUAUGGAAUUUGUAUUAUAUAUAGAA